This is a messenger RNA of Stylonychia lemnae, 663 nucleotides long. The record is from the annotation of a GenBank genome assembly. NCBI's taxonomy places the organism in Eukaryota, Ciliophora, Spirotrichea, Sporadotrichida, Oxytrichidae.
AUGUCUCUUUUCGGAUUCUUGGUAUUGUUUACAAUUAACAAGAUGAUAAAGGAAUUUUAAUAGGUCACCUAUGACUUGAUUGACUUCAAAGUGAAUUAAGAUUAGGUAAAAGAUCUUGUAUAGUUAAUGCCAAGGGUAUUUGAAACGAUUAUUGAGUUUGGCGAUGCAUAAUUCGCUGUUGAGAUUAUAGAUAUAACACUUGAACUUCUAAAGAAUCUUCCUGUAGAACAGUGUGCUGAUAUACUAUUUAUGGAAGAAAUUUUGAAACUUUUAACUGAAUUAGAAUUGUUUAAUACUGGUUUAACAUACUCAGAAUUAACAUUAACUCUUUGUGAGAGAUAUUAAUAACCUGUAGUAGAAAAUAAAUAAUAUUUGAGGAUGAAGAAUAGAUUCCUGCUCUUCAAAUAUUAAUGCUCCCUUUAAAUCAGUAGCAAUUACUCAAGAUAAGAACUGAGAUAAAUAGAGGAAGAUAUAAAUUCAAUUGAAGAAAUUAUUGGAUAGCCUGGAGAUGUUCAAAUCAGACUAGAUACUAUUAAAUAAAUCCUCAAACCUUUAAUUGAAAAAAGCGACAAAGUUAUGCUACUAAAAGCUCUAGGUCUUGGAGUGCUAGCUUCAGGAUUAGUGAUCGCUGCUGUUGUCUUUUUGAUUAAAAAGAGAAAUUGA